Messenger RNA from Amphiprion ocellaris (clown anemonefish), 1894 nucleotides. RefSeq lists its product as uncharacterized. The transcript is spliced from 10 exons. Lineage: Eukaryota; Metazoa; Chordata; Actinopteri; Pomacentridae. The record is from RefSeq and is a predicted model, not a curated record. Bases 68 to 1894 code for a protein of 608 amino acids.
ACGACUGGGGACAGACCACGUUGAGCCUUUAUCAAAGGACCUCUUCUGCCGACUCAUCAGAAACACAAUGACUAACAUGAUUUCAAUAGCAAGAGCCACUGAGGACUUCAGAUACCCCAGCAAACAUGAGGUGAAUGCUAUGGCGAAGCGAUUGGUGGAGUACUACCCGAUGAUAACAGGAAGGUGUGGUGAAUGGGAGCACGUUGCUAAAAAGCUCAUGAAGAGACUCUCAAAUGUCAAAAGUCCAAGAAAGGCUAAGGGCCCUCCUUCCAAGAAGCCACGACAGGAUGGGGAUGCAGAUGCUGCAACAACUGACUACGAUGGAGAUUCCAGUGGAUCAACUAUUAUUUUAUCACCUGCUCGAGCCAGCACCCCAGUGGAACAACAGGGUAGCAGUGAUGAAGCAUCUCCUUCAACUGACUUCUACAGCAGCCAGAAAACCCAGGCAAGACACUACAAGACUCUCCAACAAUUGUACAAGACCAAGAAGCCGAACAAAGCUGCAGUGACCCAACUAAUGGACCUGGAGUUUCAGUCUAGAAGACUCUUCAUAGACUCCGAUGCUGUAAAGGAACAAGACAGACCAACAAAGAUUCUCGAAGCUUACCCAUGUUUCAGAGAAGUGGAUCAUGUUUUGGAUGAAUUGCGGAGAAUUAUUCAACCAUCCAAUUCCCGGUACAUCUCUGAGAUGAAGGAAAGAUGGGAAAACUUCUACUCAAAGGUGCAGUUCUAUGGUGUGAUGAAAAAAGUCGUGAAGCCUCCAAACACAUUGAAUGGAGUGGAGCAUGCCACAGCUGUAUUCAGAGCCCUGCCACAGCUCUUCCCAUCCAGCACUGUGCCUCCUAAGAAGUUGGGUGCCAGCAGUGAGGCUCUUUUCCAUGUCCUUACGACUUCAGAAGACCCUGAUUGUUUCCUGCGCCAGCGACCUCUGUCUUGUCCAUUUGUGCUUGUCUCUGAAGACAACUGCAUGAUCACCGUGGGAAGCACACCAGUGACGACGUUCGACCGGGAGGAUCUUUAUGAGGGACUGUUCUAUGUCAUGGCAUAUUAUUAUGCCCUCCACCUCACAUGCACUGUGAUCUACCCCCCUCUGACCCGUCUGACACCUCCCCAGUCUUUAACGCAUCCAGUUAGCCACCCUCCAGCUAGUCCGUCAGUUAACCACCCUCUUGCCACUCCGCCAGUAAGUCCCUCACCACCCAGCUACCUCCCAGAACCUGCCCCCCAGCCGUCAACUGAGCCACCUGUAAGGAAGCCUCGCCCCAGGAAGCGUGGCUUUCCCGAACGGGUCGACGCUGUCAACGCCGCCUCCGCCUCAAACCAGCCCAGGUCAGCUGACGAAUCCCCCGGCCCAGAGACUGUAGAGCCCGGGUCAGGUGACCGAUCCCCUGGCCGAGAGACUGUAGAGCCCGGGUCAGCCGACGAACCCCCUGGCCCAGAGACCGUUGAGCCCGUGUCAGCUGACAGCAUCCCCCGCCCAGAGACUGUUGAGCACGUGUCAGCUGACAGCAUCCCCCGCCCAGAGACUGUUGAGCACGUGUCAGCUGACAGCAUCCCCGGCCCAGAGACUGUUGAGCCCAUGUCAGCCAACGGAUCCACCAGUCAAGAGACUGUUCAGCCUCAGUCGGCUGACCAACCCUCCAGCCAAAAGACUGUGCCUGUGUCCACUGACAAAUCCCCUGUUCCUGAGUCUCCAUCAGCAGUGGCCAUCCCUGCUCCCGAGUCUCCGUCUGCAGUGGCCACCCCUGCUCCCGAGUCUCCAGAGGGGUCCCGCCUUCGUCGGUCCCCAGCCCGGCCUCCAGAGGGGUCCCGCCUUCGUCGGUCCCCAGCCCGGCCUCCAGAGGGGUCCCGCCUUCGUCGGUCCCCAGCCCGGCCUCCAGAGAGGCGCACGUAG